AUGUACCUGCAAGAUACCUACCUCAUGACCUCUGAGGCGACGGUCUUGGGCGUGGUCGAAGAUGACUCCCAAGGUUCUGCGAUCAUUUUGGACCGCACGAUCUUCCACCCUCAGGGCGGGGGGCAGCCAAGCGAUGAAGGAACUAUCACGUGCGGAGACUGCACCGUGCCUGUGAGCAAGGUUAGAGACGUGGGUGGCGUGAUUUACCACUACGGGACGAUGUCGGGAACACCACAACCUCGGCUGGAGGCGGGCCGGCCAGCAUCCCUGGCGCUGGACAGCGCCAAGCGGCUGAGGCACGCGGCUCUGCACUCGGCGGGGCACGCGGUCGACAAGGCCGUCGUGGGCGCGGUGGGCGCGGGCGUGUUCUCGCCGCUCAAGGGCUACCACUUCGACGACUCGCCCUACGUAGAGUACCGAGGAACCUUGCCGGCAGGCCUGGAGAAGGAUGCCUUCAUCGAGAAGUGUAACAGCGAGCUCGACAAGCUGGUAAUGGCGAAUAUGGAGACUAUGGUCAAGAUGGCGGAUCAGGAACACGGCGAUGAGGCUCCAUCGUCGUCGUCGUCAUCAGCACAAGAAGGUCCCUCGAGAGGGGCGGCAGGCAGAGGCAGGGAGGAGGUAACAGUAGUAGCAGAGCGAGGAGGAAGAGGGGGGAGGGGGAAGGUGCCGGCGUCAUCAACCGCGGCGGCAGCGACGAAGUAUGGCGCGGCGACGCGCACCGUGACGGUGGCCGGCCUCUCCUGCCCCUGCGGCGGAACCCACGUGCGGAGUACCAGAGAGAUGGAGGGCGUGCGUAUCACCAAGGUCAAGGCGAAGAAGGGCACUCUUCGUGUCAGCUACACUCUCGCGCCUUCCUCCUCCUCCUCCCGGCCAUCAUAGUCACAAAUAGAUAUAUGCCACGUCAAAAUAUUGUUCUUGAGGCCGAAAGUUGAUUGAUGAAUGGUCGUGCACCAACCUGUGUGUGCGUGUAAUUGUUUUUGUGUGUCUUUACACGCAGUAGUUGAUGUGUCACAGGUGGUGUGAGGUUUUUCGUGCAGUUACCGGGUACAGCAGUAUGCUGUCCGCGUUGUUGGCGUACCGUGAUCAGUGGCCGUACACGCGUGCGUGCAGUCUGCGCCAUGCUUUGGUCCAUGUCCUCACUGCUGCGGAACUUGUGCCGUGUUACAAGUUGUUGGUGCUGGGGUGUGCCCUUUUCGUUAUCACACCCAAUCAAGGGAGGAUAAGGACAUGUCUGUAUGUGGAAUCCACGAAAUCUCCGUCGU
This is a messenger RNA of Ectocarpus siliculosus, 1262 nucleotides long. The record is from the annotation of a GenBank genome assembly. Lineage: Eukaryota; Phaeophyceae; Ectocarpales; Ectocarpaceae.